This is a messenger RNA of Anopheles merus, 2804 nucleotides long. Its product is annotated as zinc finger protein 37 homolog. Gene Ontology annotation, biological process: regulation of transcription by RNA polymerase II. Gene Ontology annotation, molecular function: DNA-binding transcription activator activity, RNA polymerase II-specific; zinc ion binding; RNA polymerase II cis-regulatory region sequence-specific DNA binding. Gene Ontology annotation, cellular component: nucleus. Bases 1551 to 2750 code for a protein of 399 amino acids. The record is from RefSeq and is a predicted model, not a curated record. The transcript has 6 exons. NCBI's taxonomy places the organism in Eukaryota, Metazoa, Arthropoda, Insecta, Diptera, Culicidae.
ACUCCAUUCAUAGCUCACCACGCACGGUAUCGGAGAAAAAUUUGAAUGCAAAAUGUGCCUUAAACAAUUCAACGGGAAGAGUACAUUAAAAGAUCAUAUCAACCGGAUACACAGCUCACUAAGAAAAUACGAAUGCAAGUUUUGCAGCAAGCAAUUUAAAACGAGUCGAGAUCUAAGACACCACGGUCGAGUACAUUCCGAAAACUGGCCGUAUGCCUGCAGCAUCUGUCCGAAGCGGUUUAAGAGCAGCUUCGCACGCAAUACCCAUCAACACACCCACACAGGUGUUAGAUUUUCCUGCCAGCACUGCGAUAAAUCCUAUCCAUAUAAAUGCCAGCUUAGCAUACAUAUGCGAAAGCUUCACCCGGAGUCGGUUGCCGAAAACACGGACGGAUUCGUUGGAGUUAAAAUUCAAAAAAAAACUGGCAGCACGGUACUAGUGAUGGGUAAUCUUAGGCGGAGUCAUGGAUCAACUCCGAUUCCGGAUCAGUUCGGAUCAGUCCGGAUCCAUCCGGAUCAAUCCGGACUAUUCCGUUCAGGUCGGAACAAUCUGGAUCAGUCCGGAUGAGUCUGAACGAAUCCGGUAGAGUCCGGGCGAGUAGUUCAGGUUGACGUUGCAAUUGCUAAUUCCCAAAAUGACUGUCCAUUAGCAUUCAGUAAACUACUGAUGAGUUCAUUCACCUGCAAGUACGACAUCAAAUACGAUACAGUAUAAGGAUGGAAAUAAAUGAAUCGUAAUUUUCGCGGUACCGUGAAAAUCGCGUGUGACUUGUACUGUAAUUUUGUUAUAAAAUCUGACAAACAGGUGAGAUAAUCGCGGUUCGUGUAUGGACUCAUCCGAGGUCUGGUGACGAUUGAAAGUGCCGAGAUGGAAAUUUUUUAUCAAUUUGCGAAUCAAAUUACUUAUUUCACAUAGUUUACGCAAAAUAAAAUACAAAACUCGUUUCUCGAUAUGAAUUUUCAAACAAAUUUCAGAGUAAAUCUCAAACAAUACCGAAGUUGGGUAUCACUGCGCAACAGCAGGCACGACUGGAGGCUCGAAAGAUUUGGCAACCUAUUCUUCAACUGUUCUACAACUGUUAUAAAGGCAAGGCGCAAAUUUUGCGGUACCGCAACGAUCUCGGUUCGUGUAUUCCCAGCCUAACCAUGUUAUUUCUAUUUUAAAUAUUUCUUUCUUGCAAUAAUAUUUACCUUUUUCGUCAGAUAAAAAAAACCGUUUUUUCUUGUACUUUCUAUAUACUUCCCAUUACAUUCAAUCAACAUUGAAAUAACCUUACUGUUUUUAUACCGCCAACCUAAACUACUCGCCCGUACUCGAUCUGACUCAUUCGGUCGCUGCCAGGCUCAUCCGAACUGAACCGAACUGAUACGCACUGAUCUGGACUGAUAAAGAUUCGGAGUCGACGAGUCCGGUGUUUUUUUUUUUCGUGCACCCAACCCCCUCCUCCCCGUUAAUACAGACCGAGGUAACUCCGAAUGCGAUUCGAAUGGGUGCCGUAGACGCAUCGAUCCGACUCCGGAAAUAAUCGUUAUUUACCCAUCACUACACGAUGGUGCACACUCUACGCAAAAUAACUAACAUUUGUCGGCUUUGUUUGUGCGAAGAGCUGGACAUCCUAGUUCCUGCCGAGGAUGUAUUCGAUUCCUCGCUUACCACGGAGGAUGUGGAACGCUUCACCGGUGUACAGAUCCCGGCCGAUGACAAAGUACCUUACGUGAUCUGCACCGAUUGUAGAAGUAGUUUAAGAAAAUCAGCUGCCUUUCGGAAGUCUUGUAUACGCAAUGAUCGACUCUAUUGCCAAUUGUUCUCGGAAUUGAUCGUCGAGAUUCGGAACGAAACGCAUCGAAAGCAACCUUCAACGAUUGUUCAUCACACCGAUGAUGAUAUCGAUGUUACGGUUUCCACCCAUCCAGUUCAUCGAAUGAAACUGCCUGCUUCUGAGAACAAGCAGAUAGUUAGAGCUGAUAAAAAAGAUUUGGAAAGCAUUGAAACGGAAGCCACCCCUUUAAAAUCAACACUCUCGUCUCCUCGCCCGGAACCGAUGGUAAUUGAUGAAACAAUCAACCUGCAGGACCCACCAAUACGCACUAGGAAACGACGCAAAAAGUAUGCGAAUCGUCAUGUGGAAUACCUGUGUGACAUAUGUGGCCAAACGACUACCAAUUACAAACGACACCAGCUGACGCACACGAAAGAAGUACGAAUCCCUUGCCCGCACUGUCCGGUACAGAUGACGGACAGCUCGAAUCUUGCGCGCCACAUCGAAGCCGUGCACAUGCAGCUGAUCAUUAAAACAUGCGAAUUGUGUGGUAAAGGAUUCAAGCAUCAUAACAGCUACAAUGGUCAUAUGCGUGGUGUGCAUAAUAUUGGGGAAAAAUACAAAUGCAAGAUAUGCUACAAAGAAUUCAACAGUACGCGUAGCAUACAGGAACAUACCAGACGUCGGCAUAGUAUCGAAUCUAAAUUUGAAUGCAAGGUUUGCGGUAAACGGUUCAAGUGUGGAAGGUCGCUGUAUAUACACAGACGAGUACAUUCCGAAAACCGGCCGUAUGCUUGCAGCCUCUGUCCGAAACGGUUCAAGAGCAGCUUCGGCCGCAAUACGCAUCAACUCACCCACACGGGCAUUAUAUUUUCCUGCCAGCAUUGUGAUAAGUCCUAUCGAUACAAAGCUCAACUUAACAUACAUAUGCGAAAACUGCACCCGGAGUUGGUUGCCGAAAACACGGACGGAUCUGGUGGACCGGAUUAGAAAAUGCAAACAAUAAAAAAUAAACUGGCAGCAUGGCACGCUGCGAUUUAAGAA